AUGAGAGCUUCAACAACAACCACAUUGAGGACAUUGCGACGCCUCACGUCUCUCAGCCGCCAUCCAACCCAAACAAUCUCUUGCGCACAACUCCCUCUCCCCUCGUUCUUUCGCAAAAUGUCCUCUUCCCCCCCCCCCUCCGCCCAAACGACGCCCGGCACUACCCUCCUCCGCCAGCCCGUAACCCUAGCCUGCAUCCAACUCCCCUCUACAUCCACCAAAUCCGACAACCUCUCCCACGCCGCCACCGCCGUCUCCUCGGCCGUCAAAUCCACCUCGGCCAAAAUCGUCGUCCUCCCCGAGUGCUUCAACUCCCCCUACGGCACCGACCACUUUCCCUCCUACGCCGAGCCCCUCCCCGCGGACCCCUCCAACCCCUCCCCCGACCUCAACCCAUCCUUCCUCGCCCUCCAAAACAUCGCCCGCGACAACAAAGUCUACCUCAUCGGCGGCUCCAUCCCCGAGCUUGUCGUUGAAAGCAACAACAACGAGAAGAAAUACUACAACACCUCCCUCAUCUUCUCACCCGAGGGAAAACUCCUCGCCACGCACAGAAAAGUCCACCUUUUCGACAUUGACAUCCCGGGCGGGAUCACGUUCACCGAGUCGGACAUCCUGUCGCCGGGGAAUAAGCUUACGAUUGUGGACCUCCCCGAGUACGGCAAGAUAGCCGUGGCGAUUUGCUAUGACAUUCGCUUCCCCGAGUUGGCGACCAUUGCGGCCAGAAAGGGAUGCUUCGCGUUGAUCUAUCCCGGUGCUUUCAACCUUACUACUGGGCCGCUGCACUGGAAGCUGUUGGGACAGGCGAGGGCGGUGGAUAACCAGCUGUAUGUGGCGCUGUGCAGUCCGGCGAGGGAUAUGACCGAGGGGGUGUACCAUGCUUAUGGGCACAGUUUGAUCGUGGACCCGAUGGCGAAAGUGCUGGAGGAGGCUGGUGAAGGGGAGCAGGUUGUUAGUGCGGUGUUGGAUGGGGACAGCAUUGAGAAGGCGAGAAAGGGGAUUCCAUUGAGGGAUCAGAGAAGGUUUGAUGUUUAUCCUGAUGUUAGUGAGGGGAAGGUGAACUAUGACGAGAAGCCAUAG
Messenger RNA from Podospora anserina S mat+, 1080 nucleotides. RefSeq lists its product as uncharacterized. Lineage: Eukaryota; Fungi; Ascomycota; Sordariomycetes; Sordariales; Podosporaceae. Gene Ontology annotation, molecular function: omega-amidase activity. The record is from RefSeq and is a predicted model, not a curated record. The transcript has a single exon. Gene Ontology annotation, biological process: L-glutamine metabolic process; oxaloacetate metabolic process. Gene Ontology annotation, cellular component: mitochondrion. Bases 1 to 1080 code for a protein of 359 amino acids.